Eremothecium cymbalariae DBVPG#7215 is the source of this 1614-nucleotide messenger RNA. RefSeq lists its product as uncharacterized. Gene Ontology annotation, cellular component: membrane. Gene Ontology annotation, biological process: transmembrane transport. The record is from RefSeq and is a predicted model, not a curated record. Gene Ontology annotation, molecular function: transmembrane transporter activity. The transcript has a single exon. NCBI's taxonomy places the organism in Eukaryota, Fungi, Ascomycota, Saccharomycetes, Saccharomycetales, Saccharomycetaceae. The coding region runs from base 1 to 1614 and encodes 537 amino acids.
AUGAAUGACACUGACUUCAAGGAAUCAGAAACCACGGGAGUUGCUAGCGUUACGGAUAGUGAUGUAUACUCUGACUCAUGUUCGAACCCUUUUGCGGAUCCAUACGUUGCUGAACAUUACCGGAAAGUUUAUGAAGAUUCGAAGUAUGAAUGCCGUGAAGCUUUUGAGCCUGAUUUAAAGUGGUCUAAAGAGGAGGAGAAGAAGUUGGUUCGGAAGCUGGACUGGAGGGUGGCACUGACAGCAUGUGUUUUAUUCGGAGGGCUUCAAAUUGACCGAGGAAAUCUAAGCCAAGCCGUAGCGGACAACAUGCUGGAAGACCUGGGCAUGGACACUAAUAAAUACAACCUUGGUAAUCAGCUUUUCUAUAUUUUCUUUCUUCUUGCAGAGAUCCCAUCGCAACUGAUUUCAAAGAAGUUGGGACCAGAUAUUUUCAUCCCCAUCCAAAUGGUUUCAUGGAGUGUUGUUGCGAUGGCGCAGUGUGCCAUCCGCAACGAAUACGGUUACUACAUAACUCGAGCACUCAUUGGAAUGUUAGAAGGCGGCUUUAUUGCCGACCUUGUUUUAUGGCUUUCUUACUUUUACACCUCUACAGAGCUGCCUAUCAGACUGUCCUUUUUCUGGACCACCAUGUCUCUGGUGCAGGUGAUAACCUCGCUGUUGGCCUUUGUAAUACUCAGGCUGAGAGGCGUUGCAGGCAUGACUGGCUGGCAAUGGCUGUUUUUGCUCGAAGGCUUUGUAACUUUGUUGAUUGGCCUUGCUGGAUUUUAUCUGAUGGUUCCGUCCGCUGUGCAAACACGGAAUAAGCUGCAUCCAAAAGGCUGGUUUACCCCUAGAGAGGAGCUGGUAGUCGUGAAUAGAGUCCUACGGGAUGAUCCCAGCAAAGGCGACAUGAACAAUAGGCAGGCUUUAACUCCUAAAUUAAUACUGAAGGCCCUUUGCGAUUACGACUUGUGGCCAAUAUAUGUGAUAGGAUCUGUGCAUUAUAUCCCAAAUGAUACUGUGACGCCAUAUCUGACGCGUACUUUAAAGUCUCUGGGGUUUUCAAAGUUUAACGUCCAGUUAUUGUGUAUUCCGACGAGCGUAUUAUUCAUUGUAUUGCUGUUACUGAUUACAUGGGUAUCGGAACGUAUCAACGAAAGAGCAUUGCUGGGGUUAAUACCAAGUAUUUGGAGCGCCGUGUUACUGGGAAUGAUGCGUUGGUGGCCUGGGUCGAUGGUCGAAGCAUGGCCAACCUUUGUCCUAGCGACAUUGUUGCUUGGUGCACCGUAUAUACAUGCGAUAUGUGUGGCAUGGGCUUCGAAGAAUUCGAAUUCUAUUAGGACCAGGGCAAUCUCAGCAGCGGUCUAUAAUAUGUUUGUUCAGUUGGGAACAAUUAACGCGAACCAAAUAUACCGAGAAGACGACUUACCACUUUAUCACAGGGGUAACGAACAACUAUUUUGGCUCUCGGUAGCAAAUAUCCCAAUGUUUAUUUUUAUAAAGUUGUAUUACAUUUGGAGAAACAAGAAAAGGGAUAAACUUUGGAAUAAAAUGACAGUGGAGGAACAACAAAACUAUAUUUUGCAUACAGAGGAUGAAGGCAAUAAACGAUUGGACUUUAGAUUCGUGCAUUAA